CACAUGAAUAUAGCUUACCUCUCUCUCCUUCCCUUUACAUAUCUAUCUCUCGCUCUCAAUCUCUCGCUCUCUAUCUCUCUCGUGUUAUCCAACAAAAGUCACGGAUCUUGAGCGGUGAUCGGAGAGAUGGAGUUCCGGGAGAAGCUCUUAAAGUUCAAGUUACAAAUAGUCUUCGCCUUCGUUUUCUCCUUCGUCACCGUCGCUCUCGUCACUUAUUCUCCCGGUUUUCUCACUGUUGUAUCUUACUUCUGGCCUCUAGUUCUCUCCACCGCCCUCUUUCUAACCGCAGUUUUCUUCUUCGCAAGGACCUCCGACCUUCCGACGUCAUCUACCCUCUCCGGCGAUGGCUCCGGCUUAAUAGUGGCGGCAGAGGGGAUCCUAGACUACGUCGUCGGCGGACAACACGAAGAAACUCUCUUUGAUAGCUUCACUAAACUCGACUAGUACUAUGAGAUGUCUGUGUUUUAAUUCCUCAAGUAUUUUCGUUAGUUUCUUUUUAAUAAUAGAGGAUAUUUAAAAAUGUAACAGAGUUAACCUGGAAUAAGAGUCAAUCUUGCUUUAUGAGUU
Brassica oleracea var. oleracea is the source of this 567-nucleotide messenger RNA. RefSeq lists its product as uncharacterized. The record is from RefSeq and is a predicted model, not a curated record. NCBI's taxonomy places the organism in Eukaryota, Viridiplantae, Streptophyta, Magnoliopsida, Brassicales, Brassicaceae. The transcript has a single exon. The coding region runs from base 127 to 444 and encodes 105 amino acids.